Molecule: messenger RNA, 1332 nt
Organism: Microstroma glucosiphilum
Lineage: Eukaryota; Fungi; Basidiomycota; Exobasidiomycetes; Microstromatales; Microstromataceae
Exons: 3
Coding region: 307-1332 (341 amino acids)
Source: RefSeq, a predicted model, not a curated record
CCGAAAGACCAAAGGCACCUGCUCGCUGGGACAUUCUGCGGUGCCUGGUUCAUCAUCUAGAGCCGCAGCGAGAGAAACAACAAGCUCUAUACUACCGCUUUGCUGUAGCGCAGCCUCUGUGAUUGUCUUGUGCAGGUACGGAGUGUUUGUUGCCACGACUCUCGCACCGCCCUGCUCCGAAUCAGGAACGCCCUCGCUGCUGAAUCAGACAGGGGCGCACUUCCGGCAAUACGAUCUCGUUCGAUAUAAAGAUGAGGGCAGGCAACGAGGGUUUGCACUCCCUGCAACUUCUACAUUCUCCCCAUCAUGCUCGCUCUCCGCAUCUUCCUCGCUGCUCUGGCCGCUGUGCCUGCUUUGUGUCUGGUCACCUCACGUGCGGAGGCCAGCAAGCCUGACAAGGUCGGCUACCUACUGACGCACUUUUACCCAGUGGAGGGAAAAGAGCAGGUCUAUUUCCACCUCAGCAAAGGCAACGACGCUCUUGCGUACGAGCCCCUAAACAAGGACCAGCCCGUACUCAACAGCACCAUCGGGUCGAAGAGUGUUCGAGACUCGUUCAUCGCCUACAACCCCGACGCCAACAAGUACUGGCUCAUUGGUAAUAACCAGUCCUUGGCCGGUCUCUCUGGCCCUGGAUCUUAUUAUCAGGGCUACGACGGCAUCGUAGUCUUCGACGGACAGGAUGACACGCUCACUAGCUGGUCCAAGCCCCGUCUCCUGUCUGUCGCAGGAGAAGGCUCUCUGCACGUCUUUGCUCCCGAGGCCAUCUGGCUCCCUUCUCGCAAGGAGUUCAUGCUUCACUGGUCUGGCGCCUACAAGAAGGAUCCCACCCAGCGUAUCUACGCCUGCUACACCGCCGACUUCACUUCUUGCUCGAAGCCUUUCGCCUACUACGAGGAGGCUGACCGAGUAGGCGAUAUGAGCAUCCGCAAGCUCACAGACUCUCCUCACGGCUUUGUGCGCUUCUGGGUGUCCAACGGAAACGACAGCAGAAUCCUCGGACAGUACUCUGAGAACGGUGUCCGGGGUGACUGGAAGGACAUUCUCCCUGCCGAGAAGCCAGCGAUGAGUGCCAAGGGUAUCGAUCCCGCCUCGGGUGGGAGCGGACCUCUCGUCUUCCAGGACAACAUCGACCCCCGAACAUACUACGUCUGGAUCAUCGAAGGCUCCUACGAACCGUUCGAGACCAACAACAUCCGUGUCCUCCCCUACUCUUACGUCGGCAACCACCCAGGCUUCCCCAAGGACGUCCAGCAGGGCAAUGUCAUCUCUGUCAACCAGAAGCAGUACGAUGCCCUGAAGAAGAAGUGGGGCAGCGCGGAGGGCAAGUGA